CGGUCCGGUGGCCUUCGAGUCCGGGUGAAUUCAGGGUCAACCCUUCCUGCCUCAGUCCCCUCCUUCCCCCGGGUGCCACCUCCUUCUCCCGCCGUCGGUGAGCUCCGUCUUUCGCAGUGCUGCGUUCAGCGCCCUGCAGCUAGUACCGGGGCGCACGGACCUCCACUCGGGUCGCCUCGCGUCCGAGACCCUCCAGGGCCAUGGGCAGGGUUUCCUUCAGCUUUCGAGUUGGCUCGGUUCGGAGAUCCCGCUCUGCUUGCCAGGGGCUCUGCUACCUCUCCUCCAGAGUCCCUCUUCCGCCAGGCGCUCUCUGCGCGUCCAGUGGGCUUAGCCGCACACGAGCACUUGGGGAGGCUGCCGGUGAAGCCGUCGCAACCAGCCCCUCGGGGAUCCACGGCUUGCCCUCGUCGCAGGCGCCCGGCAGCUGGAAGGACUGCGCGGCAGUCUUGCCUGCCCCAGACGUCUUGGGAGCUGAUGACAAUGACAUGGGUGAUGGCUGCUCGCAGAAGCUGGCCACAGCUAACAUCCUUCGCUUCUUGCUGCUGGUCCUGAUUCCGUGCAUCUGCGCGCUCCUUGUCCUGCUGGUGAUCCUGCUAUCCUUUAUUGGAACACUAAAAAAGACCUAUGUUAAAUCAAAUGGAAGUGAACCUAUGGUUACUGAUGGUGAAGUCCAAGUGCCUGAUGUCAUUCAUAAUACAAUUUAUAAUGAGAGCACAAUGGUACCUACUGUACAUCCCAACCAACACAUUCCAGUGUGGACUACAGAUGCUUCUCUUCCUGGGGAUCAAAUUCACAGGAAUGCAAGUGUCUGCAUGAACAUCACCCACAGCCAAUGUCAGAUGCUACCCUACCACACCACGCUAACACCUCUCUACUCAAUUGUCAAAAAUAUGAAAAUGGAGAAGUUCAUCAAGUUCUUCAUGUACCUCCAUCGCCUCAGUUGCUACCAGCAUAUCAUGCUAUUUGGCUGUAGCCUCGCCUUCCCUGAAUGCAUCAUUGAUGGAGAUGACAGGCGUGGCCUCCUUCCCUGUAGAUCUUUCUGUGAGGCUGCAAAGGAAGGCUGUGAGUCUGUCCUGGGGAUGGUGAACUCCUCCUGGCCCGAUUUUCUCAAGUGCUCCCAGUUUAGAAACCAAACCGAAAGCAGCAACGUCAGCAGGAUUUGCUUCUCCCCACAGCAGGAGAACGGAAAGCAAUUGCUCUGCGGAGGAGGUGAGAGCUUUCUGUGCACCAGUGGGAUCUGUGUCCCUCGGAAGCUACAGUGUAAUGGCUACAACGACUGUGACGACUGGAGUGACGAGGCUCAUUGCAACUGCAGUGAGGAUCUGUUUCGCUGUCACACAGGCAAAUGCCUUAAUUACAGCUUUGUGUGUGAUGGAUAUGAUGACUGCGGGGAUCUGAGUGAUGAGCAAAACUGUGACUGCAAUUCUACAAAGGAGCAUCGCUGUGGGGACGGGCGCUGCAUUGUGGCCGAGUGGGUGUGUGAUGGUGACCAUGACUGUGUGGACAAGUCCGAUGAGGUCAAUUGCUCCUGUCACAGCCAGGGUCUGGUGGAGUGCAGAAAUGGACAGUGUAUCCCCAGCUCUUUCCAGUGCGACGGAGACGAGGACUGCAAGGACGGGAGUGAUGAGGAGAACUGCGGUGACAGUCAGACUCCAUGUCAAGAAGGAGACCAAAGAUGCCUCUACAGUUCUUGCCUUGACUCUUGUGGUGGCAGCUCUGUGUGUGACCCAGACAGCAGUCUGAGUAACUGUAGUCAGUGUGAACCAAUUACCCUGGAACUCUGCAUGAAUUUGCCCUACAAUCAUACAAAUUAUCCAAAUUACCUUGGCCACAGGACUCAAAAGGAAGCAUCCAUCAGCUGGGAGUCCUCUCUCUUUCCAGCACUCGUUCAAACCAACUGUUACAAAUACCUCAUGUUCUUUGCUUGCACCAUUUUAGUACCAAAGUGUGAUGUGAACACAGGCCAGCGCAUCUCCCCUUGCAGAGCACUGUGUGAGCACUCCAAAGAACGCUGCGAGUCUGUUCUUGGGAUUGUGGGCUUACAGUGGCCUGAAGACACAGACUGCAAUCAAUUUCCAGAGGAAAACUCAGAUAAUCAAACCUGCCUAAUGCCUGAUGAAGAUGUGGAAGAAUGCUCACCAAGUCACUUUAAGUGCCACUCAGGAAGAUGUGUUCUGGCUUCCAGAAGAUGUGAUGGCCAGGCUGAUUGUGACGAUGACAGUGAUGAAGAAAACUGUGGUUGUAAAGAGAGGGAUCUUUGGGAAUGUCCAUCCAAUAAACAAUGUUUGAAGCACACAGUGAUCUGUGAUGGGUUUCCAGACUGCCCUGAUAACAUGGAUGAAAAAAACUGCUCAUUUUGCCAAGAUGAUGAACUGGAAUGUGCCAACCACGUGUGUGUGUCCCGUGACCUGUGGUGUGACGGGGGAGCAGAUUGCUCGGACAGUUCAGAUGAAUGGGACUGUGUGACCCUCUCUAAAAAUGUGAACUCUUCAUUCCUGACUGUCCACAGAUCUGCAACAGAACACCAUGUGUGUGCAGAUGGCUGGCAGGAGACCUUGAGUCAGCUGGCCUGCAGGCAGAUGGGUUUAGGAGAACCAUCUGCAACUGAAUUGAUACAAGAGCAGGAACAAGACCAGCAGUGGCUGAUGGUACAGUCCAACUGGACAAGCCUCAACGGAACCACUUUGCAUCAACUGCUGGUUCACAGGCAGUCUUGUCCAAGCAGAAAAAAGAUCUCUCUUCUGUGUACUAAACAAGACUGUGGGCGCCGCCCUGCUGCUCGCUUGAACAAGAGGAUCCUUGGGGGUCGGACAAGUCGCCCUGGAAGGUGGCCUUGGCAGUGCUCUCUGCAGAGUGAACCCAGUGGACACAUUUGUGGCUGUGUUCUCAUUGCCAGGAAGUGGGUUCUGACAGUUGCCCACUGUUUCGAGGGGCGAGAGAGCGCUGCUGUUUGGAAGGUGGUGCUUGGGAUCAACAACCUGGACCACCCCUCCGCGUUCACGCAGACGCGCUUCGUGAAGACCAUCGUCCUGCAUCCCCGCUACAGCCGAGCGGUGGUGGACUAUGACAUCAGCAUAGUUGAGCUGAGCGAAGACAUCAACGAGACCAGCUACGUCCGACCAGUCUGCUUACCCAGCCCAGAGCAGUCUUUGGAACCUGAUACGUACUGCUACAUCACAGGCUGGGGCCACAUGGGCAACAAAAUGCCUUUUAAGUUGCAAGAAGGAGAGGUCCGCAUUAUUUCUCUGGAACAGUGCCAGUCCUACUUUGACAUGAAGACCAUCACCAAUCGGAUGAUAUGUGCUGGCUAUGAAUCUGGCACAGUGGACUCCUGCAUGGGUGACAGUGGUGGGCCUCUUGUUUGUGAGCAGACUGGAGGACAGUGGACAUUAUUUGGAUUAACCUCAUGGGGCUCAGUCUGCUUUUCCAAAGUCCUGGGGCCUGGCGUGUAUAGCAAUGUUUCCUACUUUGUUGAAUGGAUUGAAAAACAAAUAUAUAUCCAGACCUUCCUCCUAAAGUAAUUCCAAUGAUGAUCAGAGACUUUUGCCAGCAACACUGAAAGAGAAUGGCCUUCUUGACUGUGAAGAGUUUUCUGCAGAGAGAUAUACAGAGGUGCUUUUCAUGGACAGGGAACGCUCAACAUGCACUGCAGAUUUUCAUAUUUGUUUUAA
Molecule: messenger RNA, 3671 nt
Organism: Sciurus carolinensis (gray squirrel)
Lineage: Eukaryota; Metazoa; Chordata; Mammalia; Rodentia; Sciuridae
Gene: Corin
Product: corin, serine peptidase
Biological process (GO): peptide hormone processing; acrosome reaction; regulation of blood pressure
Cellular component (GO): membrane
Molecular function (GO): serine-type endopeptidase activity; protein binding
Source: RefSeq, a predicted model, not a curated record